Molecule: messenger RNA, 1047 nt
Organism: Penicillium egyptiacum
Lineage: Eukaryota; Fungi; Ascomycota; Eurotiomycetes; Eurotiales; Aspergillaceae
Source: the annotation of a GenBank genome assembly
AUGCUGAAUUGCGAACGGUGCAUUUGGCUCAUUUCUCAGUCAAAUAGUAUUUGCUUUAUAAUAUUCCAAUAUACGGGAGACUUAUGCAGCUCAACAAGACUCUCGGCUGCUUUACAGAACCCGCGGAGAACACGACAGGCGGACACCUCUUUUUUCCACCCAUCAAACGGUCAUCUGGAGGUGAUCAAGGUUCUCCUCGACGACGGGGCGGAAGUCACAGUUACGGACAACGACGGAUGGACACCAGUCAAUGCAGCCUCAUCAAACCGCCAUCUCGAGGUAGUCAAGCUUCUCCUCGAAAACGGAGCGGAUAUCGGAGUUGCAAACAACGACGGAUGGACACCUCUUUAUUCUGCGGCAUCAAACUGCCAUCUCGAGGUGGUGAAGCUUCUGCUCAACCAGGGGGCGAAUAUUAGUGUUGUAGACAAGAGAGGGUGCACAGCUCUACAUAUAGCCGCAGAAGACGGUCAUGUGGAUGUGGUCAAGCUCCUCUUCCAGUCUUUACAAGCUAGCCUUCAUGUUCAGGAUAAUGACGGACGGACAUCUCUCUUCUUUGCUGCGACAAGAGGUCACAGUGAAGUUAUACGCUUACUGAUUUCAUAUACUGCUCUUCCGAAUGUGAAUGACCGCUAUGGCACGUCUCCGCUGUGCGCUGCAAUCAGAAAUGGACAUCAAGAAGCGGUUGAGAUUUUGCUUUCGUUAACAGAAACCACAGCCGAAUUUGGGAAUGGAUUAGACCGGAAUUUGGCCUGGUGGGCAACGAAAUCCGGAUGUGCUAGUAUCAUUGACCUCGUGCGGAAAUGGGCUCAGAGAAUGGAUAUUGAGAUCUGCGAAAGGGACCUCACGGUGGGAUGCUAUUUAGUCCCAUUCGACCGGGCUUCUAGGUCGUGCGAUGUGUGCACUCGCUGUAUAUCAUCGGGUUGCGCCGACCAUCGUUGCGAAGUUUGUCAUGAUUUUGAUAUAUGCCUGGAGUGUUAUGGAUUCGGCAUUCAAUGCCGUGAUGCCUCUCACGACUGGAUUCUCCGGGAACCGAACAGCUCGACCUGA